ACAAAACGUUUGACUUGUUUUGCUUGGUCCGGCAUUUUUAUUUUUCUGCAAUAAUUAAUAAUUUUAAAAACAACUGAAAGGUUUCGAAAGCAAUAAUUGACGUCUAAACACAGCGCGUGUUAAGUUUUAAAGAAUUCUUACAUUUUUUUGAAAUUUUAUUGCCAGUAAUGUCGAAGAAUUCCUCUUCUGGAAGAGACCGUGACCGUGAUAGAGGAGAACGCGAACGAGAUCGUGAUUAUGAAAGAGAACGCGAGAGGGAUCGCGAGCGAAAGCGCCGCUAUUCCCGAAGUAGAUCUCGUUCACCGAAGGAUAGACCAUCUCGCAAUGGAAAAAGAGAUGAAAGAAAACGAGAUCGUGGUGAACGCGAUAUUCGAGAUUUCGACCGUAGGCGUGAUGAAAAGCGUAGAAGACCAUCUCCCACCCAAACAAAGUCAAAGGAAUAUGAGAGGGAAAAAGAGAGACACUUAGAUAGAGAGCGAGAGAGGGAAAAGGAAAAAGAACGUGAAAGAGAUCGUGAACGUGAGAGAGAGCGGCAGAGAGAACUGGAAAGGCAACGCGAAAAAGACCAAGCACAACUGCCAACAAAAUCCCCAACACCAAUGAUAGUCAUAAAUGCUGAUUCAAGCAGUUCAUCUCCUGAGGAGGAAGAAAUAGACAAGGAAGAGGAACAGCGUCGACUAGAACUGGAAAUGAUAAAACGUCGUGAACGUAUUGAACGUUGGCGGGCAGAGAGAAAACUAAAGGAAAUAGAAGCAAAUAAAAAGGACAUAAAAUCUUUAUUGCCCCCUUCUGCAACAGCAGCAGCAAAGAAAUGGAGCUUAGAGGACGAAUCGGAGGAGGAGGACAACAGCAUUACAGUAGAUCUCAGCAAAGAGCCAGAUUCACCGCCUUCCAAGUUCCAUAGAAUCAAAAAGCCCAAAGAGGAUGACGACGACGAAAAAGUCGAUAGAUUGAAGUCUUCCAAGAGCAUUGUAAGUGCGGCCAAAGCUAAAAUUGAAGCCUUACGAGAAGAGGAGGAGCUAAAAGGCGAACAACUGAAAAAGCUACAAAAAGAGGAAGAGGAAGCAAAAAAUGAGGCAAUCAUGGUGAGCGAAGCUGCUAAAGACGAUGACGAAAUUGAUCCAUUAGAUGCCUAUAUGCAAGAGGUUGCCAAAGAAGUGAGGCAAAUCAAUCAUAUCAUAACACAGCCCAAAAAACAACAAGGAGUUGUAAUUCUUACUGGCGCCAAAAAGAAAACCACAGUUAACAAGGACAAAGGAGAACUAAUUGAACAGAAUAUGGAUAGUUUGGAAUAUUCCAGCGAGGAGGAAUUGGAAGAUAUAAAAGAUACUGCUGCCAGCUUAGCUAACAAGCAUCGCAAAGAAUUGGCCAAAAUUGAUCAUUCUGGUGUGGAGUAUGCACCAUUCCGUAAAAAUUUCUACGUGGAAGUGCCAGAGCUAGUUCGUAUGACACAGCAGGAAGUUGAAAAGUAUCGAACCGAAUUGGAAGGUAUACAGGUUAAGGGCAAAGGUUGUCCAAAACCUAUUAAGACAUGGGCUCAAUGCGGUGUCAGCAAAAAAGAAAUGGACAUCUUACGAAAACUUGGUUUCGAAAAACCAACACCUAUACAAUGUCAAGCGAUUCCAGCCAUCAUGUCGGGGCGGGACUUAAUAGGUAUUGCGAAAACAGGCAGUGGCAAGACGCUAGCAUUUAUUUUACCUAUGUUUAGGCAUAUCUUGGAUCAGCCGCAUCUAGAGGAUGGCGAUGGACCUAUUUCAGUUAUAAUGGCUCCCACUCGUGAGUUAUGCAUGCAAAUUGGCAAAGACAUUCGCAAAUUCUCCAAGAGUUUGAAUGUGCGAGUUGUAUGUGUUUAUGGAGGAACUGGUAUCUCGGAGCAAAUAGCUGAACUAAAACGGGGGGCUGAAAUUAUAGUCUGCACCCCAGGGCGUAUGAUUGACAUGCUAGCAGCAAACUCUGGACGAGUCACAAAUUUGCGGCGCGUUACUUAUAUUGUCUUGGAUGAAGCCGAUCGCAUGUUCGACAUGGGUUUCGAACCGCAGGUAAUGCGUAUCAUUGACAAUGUAAGGCCUGAUCGUCAGACAGUAAUGUUUAGUGCAACUUUCCCAAGACAAAUGGAGGCGUUAGCUCGUCGCAUACUGAAGAAGCCCAUAGAAGUAAUUGUAGGUGGACGAUCCAUAGUUUGCAAAGAUGUAGAACAGCACGUUGCCAUUAUGGAAGAUGAAGCCAAAUUCUUUAAACUUUUGGAACUAUUGGGUAUAUAUCAGGAAAAGGGCAGCAUUAUUGUGUUCGUUGACAAACAAGAGAACGCCGAUAUUCUCUUGAAAGACCUAAUGAAAGCCUCAUAUCCCUGUAUGAGCUUACAUGGUGGCAUCGAUCAGUUCGAUCGUGAUUCUACUAUAUUGGAUUUUAAAUCUGGUAAGGUGCGUCUUUUGAUAGCCACCUCUGUGGCAGCUCGAGGUUUAGAUGUCAAAGAUUUGAUACUAGUUGUGAACUAUGAUGUUACAAAUCACUAUGAAGACUACGUACAUAGAUGCGGCCGCACAGGCAGAGCCGGAAAAAAAGGUAGCGCUUGGACUUUCCUUACACCCGAGCAAGGACGAUAUGCUGGUGAUAUUAUACGGGCUUUUGAAUUAUCUGAAACUCCUGUCCCCGAAGAUUUGCAAAAACUUUGGAAUGAUUAUAAGGCGUCGCAGGAAGCAGAGGGAAAGAAAGUCCAUACAGGUGGAGGAUUCAGUGGUAAAGGUUUCAAAUUCGACGAACAAGAAGCCAACGCAGCCAAGGAGAGUAAGAAACUACAAAAAGCAGCUUUGGGCCUAGCUGAUUCCGAUGACGAGGAAGACAUAGAGCAAGAUAUCGAUCAACAAAUUGAGCAACUUUUUGCAGCCAAGAGAACAGUAAAAGAUACCUCAAUGCCCACACCGGCUGUUACAAUGGUAGCCACUACUCCCGCGGCUGGCAGUACAGUCAUUGCUGGUGGAAAUAAUGUCGCAGCCACCACUGCAGUCGGUUCCGACAAACUUGAGUUGGCCAAACGUUUGGCUUCAAAGAUCAGCACCAAUAAGAAUUUGGGUGCUGAUGGCAAGGCAUCCACGCAAGUAGCAGCCGAAGCCAUACUCAAGGGUUCCAAUGCUACACAGCCAAUGAUUACUGCCCGUUCCGUUGUGGAACAGUUGGCUGCCAAACUCAACAAUAAACUUAACUAUCAACCUAAAGAUGACGAAGAAAGUUCCGUUUCCGGGCUACUACCAAAUCAAGCCAAUUCCUUUACAAAAUACGAAGAAGAAUUGGAAAUUAAUGAUUUCCCACAGCAGGCCCGUUGGAAGGUGACCUCGAAAGAAGCCCUAGCCCAAAUUUCUGAAUACUCCGAGGCAGGUCUAACAGUACGUGGAACUUAUGUUCCGAAUGGCAAAAACCCACCAGAAGGUGAGCGAAAAUUAUAUUUGGCCAUUGAAAGCUGCAGUGAGUUAGCAGUGCAAAAGGCAAAACGUGAAAUAACCCGCCUUAUCAAAGAGGAAUUGUUGAAACUUAGUUCAGCGCAUCAUGUGUUCAACAAGGGCAGAUACAAGGUGUUGUAAUUUGUAUCCAGCAGUACGAAUAAUCUUUUUGUAAUUGUUUUUCUUAAACAUAAAUAAGCUAUAGCAAUAUAAGAAAAAUCGUCACGAUUUUACACUAUAUGAAAAACUUGAAUUUCGAAAUGAAAGAAAGAAUAAUAAUGAACGUAAAUAACACUAAACUACAAAUCUGAAAUCUGGUAUCUAUUUCCCCUGGCGUUAUGAAAAAGAAUUUUUCAUUUGUAGGCAAAAAAAAAAAAAAGUAUUUUAUCUCAAGCAAUUAAUUGCAGUACAUUGUUUACACGAGAAACCUAAAUUGUUUCUAAAGGAUAGUGAAUUCAAGAACAUGCCCGACAUCGAAAGGGGAAAAUAUCAUCAAAAACAAAGAAUAUAUUAAAGAAAAGGUUUUUGUUUUUGUCAAGAGGAAAACAGAUUUAUAAAAGUAUGUAUAAAAUUUAUUGUACAAAAUAGUUAAAAUUGUGUGUUCUGGAUUUUUAACGCUUAUAACUUAAAGCUACUGAAAAUAUAUUGCAAUUGUUCAUAACAAUGUGAUGGA
Messenger RNA from Stomoxys calcitrans (stable fly), 4107 nucleotides. It is a transcript of the gene Prp5, whose product is annotated as probable ATP-dependent RNA helicase DDX46. Gene Ontology annotation, molecular function: ATP binding; RNA helicase activity; nucleic acid binding. The record is from RefSeq and is a predicted model, not a curated record. The transcript has 5 exons. The coding region runs from base 168 to 3575 and encodes 1135 amino acids. Gene Ontology annotation, cellular component: nucleus. Lineage: Eukaryota; Metazoa; Arthropoda; Insecta; Diptera; Muscidae. Gene Ontology annotation, biological process: mRNA splicing, via spliceosome.